AUGCAAAGUUCGAAUGGCUUCUCAGACAAUGCUGAAGUUUCACACAAAAAUGGAAGCUCCCAUAUAAAGCAAGUGGACUAAUCUCUACAUCUCCCAGACUUACCAGGUGUUAUAGGUAAUCUAAACUCUGGCCAGAAUAUAAGCAUUGGAUAAACAACUAAUUCUCUAACAAGAGGCCAAUCUUAAGAUGAAUUCUAUGAUUUAACAAAGCCAAGUAUCCUACCUGCAACAGUCAACUUGUAACCUUCAAAAUAAAGUAAUGCACUAAAUGGGAAAGCUCUUAGAAAUUCAUAUUCCAAAGAUGCUUAAAAAGAGGAAAUGGAUUAAUCUACGAAACUAAAGAAAAAUAGUCCAAUAUUCGAUCCUGUUACUUCUCAGUUAGACCAGAGAGUAAAUCUUAAAGUAAUGGAGAUUUGGUUGAAUGAAACUAUGCAAACUGCUGAAGCCCAAUCAAACGACCAAAUAGGACUCAAUUCAGACAUUGUCAGAAUGGACUAGAAAAAACCUCUAAACAGAUUUAAUGUUGAUAGAAUUACUUUAAGCAAAGCUGGAGUUACUAAUGAGUAGAUAGAUAGAAUUUAUAGAUCUCUCUUUGUAUAUAGUGUAGGCUUCUAUGAAAUGCUAAAGAAUGCGAUUGGAAAAUGUAAGAAUAGACCAGCAAUGAUAUCAAAUUUCUGGAAAGUUUAUUCCAUACUUCUUGAGUAUUGUUGCAAGCAUGAUUAUAGAAUGCAAAUCUAAGAAAUUACUGAAAAGCAUACUGAAGAGAUGAAAUCCCUUGAGGAACAAAUAGAAGUAAAAUAAACAGAAUUUCUUGAAAAAGAAGGAAUGUUAAAAUAAAACAUUUAAAAUUUGCUAAAUAAAGUCGAGGAGAUAGAAAAGGAGAGAUAAAUUGAACUCUAAAGAAGACAGCAGCUUUAGAAAGAUCACGAAUAACAGAACAAAAAUUACGAAGAUGAAAUUUUGCUCAGAAAGCGCUAUGAAAUGAAGAUCAAUGAACUGUUUAUUUUGCAUAGAGAAGUAGAAACUAGAUACAAAAGAGCAGUUGAAGAAAUCAUAAGAAUAGAUUUCAUGAAAGAAGAUGUAAAUACAUAACUCGCAAUGUCUAAAGCUGAUCUAGAUUAAUUCAAAAAAGACUAUUAUUAAUCAGAAGUUAAGCUAUAGAAGUCUCAAUAAGAGUAAGAUUACUGGAGGCAAUAAACAUAGGUACUCAAAGAUAGAGAACUGUAUCUAGAAGACACAAUGACCAAAGUCAAGACUGAUUUGAGAUUCUCUCAGAAAUAUAUCAACGAAUUAAAAUAAGAAAAUUUGAUUCUAAAGAAUAAUCUAAUACAGGAAAAAGAAAACAAUGAGCAGCUUGAAUCACAUAUAAAGAAUUAUCAACUUUAAUUAGAAAAUGAAAUCGUUCUAAAAGGAUCUUUUUAGGAGCAGUCUUAAAGGUUUCAAGAUGAUCUUAGCAAAAUCACUGAAGCCCACAGUCAUUACAAUAAAACAGACAAACUCGACACUCUUGAGCAAGAUUACUUCUCUAAUACUAAUAAAUUACAGGAGAUAUAGGAGCUCUAUGCUCAAAUUAAAAACGAUAAUGAAUUAGCAGUUAAUAGACUUUCAGAAAUGUAAAAAGAAAAGUAGAAGUAUGAGCAGUACUAUUAUCAUGAGUAAUGCAAAUCAAGAGAGUUAAUUUCAUUUAUUGAAGAUAAGGAUAGAAUAGUCGAUAAGUAUAAAAAGGAUAGUGAGAAAUUGUCUAACAGAUUAAAUUAACUAGAAAUUGCCUAUGAUAAUUUAGAGAUUAUCAAGUCAGCAGCAGUACAAAAAGCAACUUUAGAGUUUGAAGAGAUUAAAAAUAGAGCAAUGUCAUUAGAAACCAUGCUUGCAGGAGCUAAAGCAAACAGAGCUGAACUAUUAAACAGAGUCGAAGAAGAGUAAAGAUAGCAUAAUGAAUCUAUUUAAGAAAUGAAUAAGCUAAAAUUACAACUUGAAGACAAAUACCUUGAAAAUUAGAGACUUUAAGCGACAUUAGAAAAUGAGACAAAGAAAGAAUCAAGGUGGAAGAAAUAAACUGAUGAGCUUUACAUUAAAAUAAAUUCAUAUGUGCAGAAGAAAGAAGAAUUAGAGAAGGAUUUGGGAACUACAAGGGAGCUGCUAAAUGUUUCAGAGUCAACUGCAAAGGCUUAUUUCAAAAGAUCGAAUAUGGAGUACAAUCUGCUUAAGGGGGAAAUGGAUCAUAUGAGGGAACUUAAUGAUAUGCAUUAUGAAGACUUGCUGGCUAAAGGAAGGGAACUUAUGUGCCAGAUAGAUUCAUUGAAAAUAAAGGCUCAUACUGAUGGCAUGGCUAUAAGAAUCAAUAAGACAAUGAUUGCAAAGCAAGAGUAGGAAAUUUAUGAAUUGAGAUUUGUUUAAGAGACAUUAGAGAAGCAAAUUAAAAAGAUGAGUGGAGACCUUGAAGAGUCAUAGAUCUACAAUGAUGAGCUUGCUGAUUGGAAAAGAACUUUGGAAUAGAAACUUAAAGAGACAAAACAAAAGAAAAAGCAAGAAUUGGAAAGAUACUCAGAAGAGACUAAAAAGAGAAAUAAUGAAAUUAGAGAUUUGAAAGAUAGAAUUAAAAAUAUACUAGAUGGCAGGCUCGGAGUCGAUUAAGAAGUUCAAGUUGAACCAGAUGUUAGAUAGGCUAUAAUUUAGACUGAGAUAUUCAAUGAUAAUCGUCUUUCUAAAAAAGAGUCAUCUAAAAAUUUAGCAAUAUCUCAAUUACCUUCAGAUCGACAAAGUAUUAAUUACAUUCCUUUGUCUUAAAGAUCAGGAAGUUACAAAAUGAAUGAAUCUAUAGUAGAGGAGCACAGCUCAAUUCAAGAACCAGCUUAUAGACCAGAGCCUUAGAUUUACUAAAAAAAUCAAGGGGCUUAACCAAGUGAUGAUAAUCAAUCAAGUGUCAAUAAGGAGUAUUUCUCUGUUAAGAAUAAUGCCAAAGAUGCAAAUGGAAGAUCUGAACUACAGCUUCCAAAAAUUGGACUGCAUUAGAAUAGAAGCAAGCAGUUUAAAAUGCAAAAUGAUGAGGUAUUAGGAAUGAUAACAGAGAGAAGACAUCUCUAUGACUCAGCAAUAGGAAACGAUGAUUUGAGAGGAGGAAUGAGAAAAUCAUCUUCUAUCCAUGAUAUACUUAAUAGAGGGUCAUAUUAACUGAGUUAAGAGAAUUUAUUGCUUCUAAAGAAUGCUCCUAGACCACCAAAAUUGUCUAACUACAACUAAUAUGAUAAGGAAACUCAGAAAAUGCUGCAAGGAAAAUGCUCUUUGAAAGAUCUCUUGAAAUCAGCAGCCACUAGAUAAGAUUGA
This is a messenger RNA of Stylonychia lemnae, 3324 nucleotides long. The record is from the annotation of a GenBank genome assembly. Lineage: Eukaryota; Ciliophora; Spirotrichea; Sporadotrichida; Oxytrichidae.